Molecule: messenger RNA, 1587 nt
Organism: Helianthus annuus (common sunflower)
Lineage: Eukaryota; Viridiplantae; Streptophyta; Magnoliopsida; Asterales; Asteraceae
Product: F-box/FBD/LRR-repeat protein At1g13570-like
Exons: 5
Coding region: 274-1431 (385 amino acids)
Molecular function (GO): protein binding
Source: RefSeq, a predicted model, not a curated record
GGGGGAGGGGAGGGGAAGGAAAAUUUUCUCUCCUAAUCUCUCCAAUUUGGGAAGAUGAAUAUAUGGUUAUAUUUGGUCAUAUUUUCUUCACUUUUCCCUCCCCUCCCCUAUUAAAUGAAACUCAGGAACAUCGUUAUAUUGUUCGCUAUUCGAGUGUGAAAGAAAGUUAGGGUUUAUGAGUUGAGUACCCAUCAACACAAGUUCUCAUAAACGCAUUUCAAUUCAGCUUAUGUGCAGCAUUAUUUAGUAUCAAUCUGACUAAAACAACCUAAGAUGAAAGCUAAACAUCCGACUACAAUCAACACACUCCCUCAAACCACAAUAGAAAACAUCCUAUGUUUUUUACCUAUUCGAGAGGCAGCACGGACAAGUAUCCUCUCUAGGGAAUGGAGGUACAAGUGGACCACUAUUCCCAAACUUGACUUUUGUUCGUCUACUUUGUCCAAAGGAAAAAACAACGAGAAGCUACCAUAUGACAUAGCAAGUGCAAGGAAAAACAUGGACGAAAGCUGUAAACUUGUCAAUGCUAUACACCAAGUUCUGUUAAUGCGCCAGGGUCCAAUACACGAGUUCACCUUUAACCUGAUUGGAACCUACAACUAUUUUGAACUUGAUCAAAUAAUAUUUCAUUUGUCAAGAAACCAUACUGUCAAGAAAUUAACACUUGCGUUUGAUUAUAUAUCUCCGUAUAAGUUACCCUUAAGUGCCUUCUCUUUGCAUCAGUUAACAGACCUAGAUCUCUGUUAUGUCAAUCUUGACCAUCAACCAAUAUUCAGUGGAUUUGGUAGCCUUAGAAGCUUAUCCUUGAUAGAAGUAAAGAUCUCUACAAAAGCUUUUCUUCAUCUUCUAUCAAAUUGUCCAUCACUUAAGAGGUUCAAUCUGCGAGGAGAUAUCGGUUCUAAAGAUUGCACCAUCAUUGAGCUAUUUGAGUGUUUGCCUGCGAUUGAACAUCUUACUAUCUGGGGGAUCUGUGACCAUCCGUGGCUUGUUCUAGACUCUAUUCCAGAAGAGCUUCCAACCACGCUAAUCCACCUCAAAUACUUUCGUUUUAACGAAAUUUGUUUCAUUGACGACCAUGGAUUAACUUUUCUUGCUGUUUUGAUCAAAUGUUCCCCAAACUUGGAGAAAAUUGAGCUAGAGAUUUGUAUUGUUGAUUACUAUGAGAUAUGUUGUGGUAUAUUGGAAGAAUAUUCAGAUGUUCGGUUGGAGCAUCUGAAGGAAUUGGAGAUCACGUGUUUCCGCAACUUAAAGCAUGAGAUGGAGUUUGUGAAGUUUAUCUUGGCAAGGUCACCUAAGCUAAAGAAGGUGAUCUUAUAUGGCUUUGUUGAAAAGGAUGACGAGUCAGAUAUUUUAACAAUUCUCUCACAGGCCCCACGCGCAUCACCCGAAGAAAUUGUUGUGAGAUGUAUCCCAAACUGCUCGUAUUGCUAAUUGUAUUUCUGUGUUUUCUUUCUGGUUAGUCUAUGGAGUUCUUUUGGAUGUUGGUUCUCACUUCCAUAGCAGGUGUACUCAAACUCAAAAUUAGGGUAGGGUUGAGCCAUUUUGGGAACACGAAUAACCCUGUUAGUAUUUUGACUUAAAACUGAA